Messenger RNA from Letharia columbiana, 1074 nucleotides. RefSeq lists its product as uncharacterized. The transcript has 2 exons. Gene Ontology annotation, biological process: protein refolding. NCBI's taxonomy places the organism in Eukaryota, Fungi, Ascomycota, Lecanoromycetes, Lecanorales, Parmeliaceae. The record is from RefSeq and is a predicted model, not a curated record. The coding region runs from base 1 to 1074 and encodes 357 amino acids. Gene Ontology annotation, cellular component: cytoplasm.
AUGAACUUCUUCCACUACGACUACCCCAGUCCCAUUCAUCUUCAUGAAUCUGUCAGUCUCUACCACUACAACACCUCGGUUGCCACCUCUUAUCACGACUCGAUCGAGCAGCACAUCAUGAAUGCCCCGGCUGGCAGGUGCUUCUACGAAGCACUUGGGGUCCCUCCAAAUGCCAAAAAGCAGGAGAUCAAGCAUGCUUACAGAAGACUUGCACUGCAAUUACACCCGGACAAGAACCAGGGAGACCCAAGCGCCAAAGAGUUGUUCCAAGAGAUCCAAGCCGCUUAUGAAGCCCUCUGUGAGGAUGACAAACGCGCAAAUUACGAUAAAUUUGCCGCAUUUAAACCAUCAAAUCCAUCAGUACGCACAUGGAGAGAACCAUAUUACGAGCCCUAUAACGCUUAUACACGAGAUCCUUCUUUCUGGUCAGCAGAAUUACGCGAAAUGACCGUCCAGAAAUGUGCAAGAAUCACAAAAAUCCAACAUCUCGAACGUGAGAUUCGGGAAUUAUUGGUCAGCCUCAACGACUUGUUCGAUGCAGAGGACAGAGCGGUCAGCAUGGAGAAGAAAGCACAAGGCUGGUUCUCCUCCUUCAUCAAGUCGCGUCCCCCCAAAGUCAACGCCCAGCGGCAUCGACAAUUCUUAACGAAAUCUGCUUAUAUCAACGCCCACCUUAACACGGCAAAAAACGAGCUCCGGACCGCCCAUGAAGACCACAGAAGUUUGCUCGAAAAGGACAACAACCGGAAGACCUGGUGGGCCAGGGAGAGGGUCAGACGAGUCGAGGAGGAGAACAGAAGAGCAGCAACGACGGCGGCGGAGGCGGCACGUCGAAGAGCCGAGAGGAUGCGUGAGCAUGGAACGAUGGACUCGGAAGAGGCGAGGGCAGCAGAGGAAAUACGCCGGCAAGCGCGGGAGAAGGCAACAAGGAUAGCACGAGCGGCAAGAGCGGAGGAAGAAUCUCGCAAGAGAGCCGAGAGGGUACGGGAAGACCCCGAAGCAGCGAAGGAGACACAAAGAGAAGCUUCUGAGUGGUUAGCGCAACAGAGGGAGGAGGCGGAACGUCAGAGAUGA